GCCAUCUCGUACGUCUGGGGUGCCCGUCCGACGAUGCACCACCCUCUCAAGCUGAAGGUCAACGGGGUCGAGAUCCUGAUUACGGAGUCGCUGUUUACGUGCCUCCAAGCCUUACGACGGAAUCGUGUGACAGCGCUCAUCUGGGCGGAUGCCGUGUGCAUAAAUCAGGACGACAAGGUCGAGCAGGCCCAGCAGGCCCGUCGGAUGGGAAUGCUCUACGAGUGGGCCACGAGGGUGAUUGUGUGGCUGGGC
Parathielavia appendiculata is the source of this 252-nucleotide messenger RNA. RefSeq lists its product as uncharacterized. The record is from RefSeq and is a predicted model, not a curated record. The annotation marks the transcript as partial. Lineage: Eukaryota; Fungi; Ascomycota; Sordariomycetes; Sordariales; Chaetomiaceae. The transcript has a single exon.